Messenger RNA from Fundulus heteroclitus (mummichog), 2312 nucleotides. Its product is annotated as high affinity immunoglobulin gamma Fc receptor I. NCBI's taxonomy places the organism in Eukaryota, Metazoa, Chordata, Actinopteri, Cyprinodontiformes, Fundulidae. The record is from RefSeq and is a predicted model, not a curated record. Gene Ontology annotation, molecular function: transmembrane signaling receptor activity. The transcript has 7 exons. Bases 226 to 1488 code for a protein of 420 amino acids. Gene Ontology annotation, biological process: cell surface receptor signaling pathway.
GUACAGACACUUGAACUAGGCUGCCGUGUCUCUACAGUGGACAGGAAGUGUAAAGACAUUGAGCAACUGCUGCGGUCAAAGCUGCUGCAGUUUGCUAAACUGUCUAAAAAGGGAACCCGCAGGCUGCUGAAAAGAAGAAGGAUUGUUCUCUGUUGUUCAUUCUUGAAGUUGAAACCACCUAGAAGCCUUUCUGGUAAUAGUUGUGCAUCAGGUCGAGAUGUAACGAUGGGACACACUUGGCUUCAUAUACUACUCUUGUUUAGUUCAGUCAUCAGCGGGUACGCCAGAGUUCCCAUUACACCCACCGUGAUCAUGCAACCAAACUGGCCUCUGAUAUACAGAGGUGAGACAGUGAUCCUCCAAUGUAAGAUCCAGGGAGGAGGCGGAUCUCAGUGGAUGUAUGAAUGGAGGCCAACCAGGUUAAAUACAUCCAGCAUAUACGUGCACACUAUUGAGUACGACGGAGGACACUUUAGCUGCAGAGGAAGCAGUAGCCAUGGCACAACAGACUGGAGUGAUGUUCUCAUAUUAACUGUAUAUCAACUCUCCGUUUCUCCAUCGUGGCUGAGUCCUGGAGACUCAGUGACUCUGAGCUGUGAGGUGGAACAUCUGCCUGCAGGGACAAGGUUCUUCUGGUAUAAAGCCGUCCCUAAACUAUCAGGCAGAUAUUACAGUUAUGAGCUGCUGCCUGGAAGCUCCAACGGAACGGAUGAGAAUUUCUACAUUGUUCAUGGACAGACUAACACAGCCGGAUAUGUGUGUGAAGCGGGAACUGGAGAACCAAAGUACAGAGAUCCAAGUUUUGUCUGGUCCGCAGAUCCUCAUCCAGCAGCAUCUCUCUCAGUGAGUCCUGACAGAGUCCAACACUUCAGGUUUGACUCUGUGUCUCUGAGCUGUGAGGGAAACUCUGCAGAGUGGAGAGUGAGGAUCUUUACAGAAAAAGAUCAACUGUCAGACGGCUGCUACUGGGGGAACCUGAAUGGAUCUACAUGUACCCUCAAACUAUUCUGGUAUGACAGUGGAGUGUUCUGGUGUGAGUCUGGAUCAGGAGAGUUCAGCAAUGCUGUUAACAUCACUGAUCAAUAUAAUUAUGGUCCUAUCCUGGUGAGCCCCGUCCAUCCUGUGGCUGAGGGAGAUCCUGUUACUCUGAGCUGCAGAGAUAAACAACAAAAGCUGCUCUCCAAGGUGUUUUUCUAUCACAAUGACAAACUGCUCCACAAUGACAGCAGAGAGGAGCUGAAUAUCUCUGCAGUGUCAAAGUCAGACGAAGGUUUCUACAAGUGUCAACAUUCAGGAAAGGAGUCACCAAAGAGCUGGAUGGCUGUUAGAGCUCUGUCCAGUCCUGCCACCUCUUCAUUUCCUGUGAUGUUGAUCGUUGGACUAGUCAUUGGAGUCGUUCUCUUUAUUCUCCUGCUCUUGUUGUGGCACUACAGACGGUCCAGAGGUGUGGCCUUUUUCCGCUCUGACUGGAUCAGAUUGUUUAUUUAAAAAUAAUUAGGUUAGCAGACACGCAGAUAUAUUGUGAUCUUUUCUAGCAAGGACCAUGCCACAAAGAUAUGAAAUUUAAGGGUUGUUGAAGGAAGGCGCAUGAGGAUGGGUCCUCUGGUCAUCAAAAUAUCACACCAAACAGUGCUGUUGGUUAAGACAAACACUUAAGAAGCAUUGAAUCAUUUUCUGGUUGUGGUCUUUACUUACUUAAUUUCAUGGGCUUAAGAAAACAGACCCUUGGAUUGGUGUGUUUCAUAUCGCCAAAUAGUGGGCAUUUCCAUCAGGGUUGAUUUAAAUAGUCAACAGAAAUUUGCUCACCCCACCACAUGAUCCAGGUCCUCCUGCACACACACUGACUAAUACCACCACCUCACCCACAGUGGGGCCCACGACCAGACGCCACCAUGCUCACAUAUGACAGUAAAGAAAAAGUAAGUUAGGAGAGGGAGAAAACAUGUAAAACAGGGCUCCUACAUGAAAAAGGAGACUAGGAAAAGGGUGAUGUGAUGAGAUUAAGAGAAAAAAACUAUGAUUUGAGAUCCAGUUGACUGUACCAGAGGGAGGGGUUGGAAGAAAGUGAUGGACUGUGAAGGAUGAAUGAUCUUGGUAUCAGUGGAUUGAUGGGUUAUCAGAGGCAGGGUUAAGGCGUGGCUCAGCUCCUUCACCCAAGGUAACACAUUAACUUAAUUUAUGACAGAAACUAGCUGCUGAAGUUUGUUCUAGACCAUAAACCUGCCAAUGAGUGCAGAUCAAAAUUAUCUUUAGUGGUUAAAUCUAGCAUUUAUAUGAUAGACAGAAACAACUGUGUUCAAUAACGCUGUUGC